UCCUCGAUCCCGUCCCGUUAUAACGUUUUCUUUUUCCACUGUCUCACUGGAUUCUAGGGUUUCUCUUCUUAACUUAUUGACCAGGAGCGGACCUCUUCCGGGCCAUCUCCUCCCGCUCCUUCUUUCAUUUCUUUGAAUUAUCCCUCUCUUUAACUCAAUUUUUGCUCUUCUCACCUCUAAUUCCCAUGCUGUACGCUUCAAAUUCUUUUGCCUUGCGCAGAAAUCUUUUUUCCAGAUUCUUUGAUACCUGCCCUAAAGCCCUCAAUACUUCAAAUUCUCAGCAAUUCUCUCCUGUCGGCUAAUCUCACCCUCAAUGCAGCUUCUUAACUCUGAAGAAACGGUCGCCGACUCCUCGGAAAGCAGCCUUGUGGAGGCAAGAAAUUUGAAAUCGUCUAAGCUGGCUUCGUUUGACGAUGAUAUUAGUAACGAUGAUGAUGAUUCGGUUCUUGAUGUCUCCGGGAGAUACUUGGACUCCCCUUUCUUGGAAGGCUCCAACAGCUCAGUGAAGGGUCUCUACAUAUUCCGGAAUGCGUUCAAUUUGAUUCCCAAAUCAGUUGGCGACUUCAGAGAAUUGAGGAUGCUGAAGUUCUUCGGGAAUGAGAUUAACUUGUUUCCACCAGAGUUGAAGAACUUCGUGGGGUUGGAAUGCUUGCAGGUGAAAUUAUCAUCACCGGCUUUUGGUGGUCUGUCAUUACACAAAUUGAAGGGUCUGAAGGAGCUCGAGCUAUCUAAGAUGCCUCCUAAACCUUCCUCGUUUCCAAUUCUCAGUGAGAUUGUUGGCCUUAAGUGCUUGACGAAGCUCUCUGUUUGUCACUUUUCUAUUAGAUUUCUACCUCCUGAAAUUGGCUGCCUGGAUAGUUUGGAAUAUCUAGAUCUCUCAUUUAAUAAGAUGAAGAGGCUUCCAGCAGAAAUAGGCUAUUUGAGUGCCUUGAUAUCAUUGAGAGUUGCCAAUAACAAAUUGGUGGAACUACCUCCAGCUCUGUCCUCUCUGCAAAAGUUGGAGAACUUGGACCUAUCAAGUAAUAGGUUAACAUCAUUGGGGUCUCUUGAACUUGUAUCUAUGCAUAGCCUUAAAAGCUUAAAUUUACAGUACAAUAAGUUUCUAAGAAGCUGUCAGAUACCCUCCUGGAUAUGCUGCAAUUUUGAAGGAAAUUGUGAAGAUGAUAGAGCUAAUGAAGACUGGAUUAGUUCUACAGUUGAAAUGGAUGUUUAUGAAGCCACCACUCAAGACAGUGAUGGUAAAUUCUCCCAUAAAGGUACUCGUAAUCUUUCGUCGAACCUAUUAAUGGGAUCUUCAACAAAUAGUAGAUCUUUUGCAUCUCGAAGAUCAGGUAAGCGAUGGCGGAGAAGGCAUUAUUUACAACAGAAAGCUCGCCAAGAGCGUUUGAACAGCAGCAGGAAGUGGAGAGGAGUAGAUCAUCAUACUGAAGUGAAGAUCCAUGAAAACCACGAACUGGGGAGGCUAGAUUCUUCUCCUACUUCUGAAACUAGAGUUGAAAGUUCAUCAGUUAUUGAGGAGUUAUACGAUAGUAAAGAAAUAUGUUCUGGAGAAGCUGAAAGGGAAAAUCUUAUCAAGAGCUGCGAGAACGAAAAUUUUGAUCCCAAAAAGGAAUAUUCUGAGGAUUGCUCAAGUAUCUGUGAUGCUGCUUCAGAAAUAAUGACAAGUGGCAAAAAUGAAUGUUGUGAGCCUAGCGAGUCUUUGUCCUCAGCAGGAAAUGGAGCACAUGAGCAGGAAGGGUCAUCUCCCCAAUUAUCAAAGGAUAUGGCUAAGUUGAAAAGAUAUUCUGAGAGGGAACUUGACAAUCCUAAACCUUGCAAGUCAAGAAAGCCAGCUGAAGAUAGCUCAAGUUUAUCUUGCAAGUACAAUAGUAUUUCAUUUUGCAGCAUUGAGGAUCAUCUACCUGAUGGAUUUUAUGAUGCAGGGCGUGAUCGUCCCUUCAUGCCAUUAAGGAAUUAUGAGCAAAAUUUCCAUCUUGAUUCACGUGAAGUCAUUCUUCUCAACAGGGAACACGAUGAAGUAUUAGACUCUAUAGCAAUAUCUGCUAAGUCAUUGAUGCUCCGUCUAAAGCAGAUUAACCACAUAACCCACGAUAGACAUCAAGUUCUUGAUGAUGUGCAUAUUGCACAAUUACUUGCUUUAUUUGUAUCUGAUCAUUUUGGAGGCAGUGAUAGAAGUGCGAUGGUUGAGAAAACACGGAAAGCUGUCUCUGGCUCAAAGUACCAGAAGCCUUUUGUCUGCACCUGCUCAACUGGAGAUCGGGAUAAUGUUGCUGUUUCCACCAAAUUAAUGGUGGAUAAUUAUGAGGAUAUUCUAUUUACUGAUAUCUGUGAGAGGUCUCUUCGUGCUAUUAAAGCCAGUCGAAAUUCCAUCGUAGUUCCUUUAGGAGCUCUGCAGUUUGGUGUGUGCAGACAUAGAGCGGUGCUUCUUAAGUAUUUGUGCGAUCGCAUGGAGCCUCCACUGCCUUGCGAGCUUGUGAGAGGCUACCUGGAUUUCAUGCCUCAUGCCUGGAAUGUGAUCUUAGUGAAAAGAGGUAAUUCUUUGGUUCGAAUGGUUGUUGAUGCAUGUCGUCCCAAUGAUAUACGAGACGAAGCAGACCCCGAGUAUUUUUGCAGGUACAUCCCUCUCAGUCGUGCUGAACUUCCUAUUUCUUUUGGAAGUCCGGGGUUUACUUUUCCUUCUCUUUCCGAUUGUGAUGAGAUUGAGAAGUCACCUUCUAGUUCUGUUAUGAAGUGCAAAGUCGGAUCAGUUGAGGCUGCAGCAAAGUCACGGACGCUUGAAGUUUGUGAAUCUUCAUUUGAUGAGAUAAGGAACUUUGAGUACAGUUGCUUAGGUGAAGUUAGAAUUCUGGGUGCUUUGAAACACUCCUGCAUAGUACAGAUGUACGGACAUCAGAUAUCCUCUGAAUGGGUUCCUUCUGAGAAUGGAAAACCAAACCAUCGGUUACUUCGUUCUGCAAUUUUUUUAGAGCAUGUAAAGGGAGGAUCUUUGAAGAGCUACAUGGACAAGUUGUACAAAGCUGGGAAAAAGCACAUUCCAAUGGAUCUGGCAUUGCAUGUAGCUCGAGAUGUUGCAAGUGCUUUGGUAGAGCUGCAUUCAAAACACAUCAUUCAUCGUGACAUCAAAAGUGAAAAUAUUUUGAUAGAUUUUGACGAAAAAUUUGAUGGAGUUCCCAUUGUUAAGCUUUGUGAUUUUGAUAGAGCAGUCCCCCUUCGCGCUUUAUUGCACACUUGUUGCAUUGCUCAUACUGGAAUACCUCCUCCUGAUGUUUGUGUUGGAACACCUCGAUGGAUGGCUCCAGAAGUUCUACGAUCGAUGCAUGCACCAAAUGUUUAUGGACUGGAAGUAGAUAUUUGGUCGUUUGGGUGUCUGUUAUUGGAACUCUUGACCUUGCAAGUUCCUUACUUGGGGCUUACAGAGUUGCAGAUCUACGAUCAGCUUCAGAAGGGCAAGCGACCGGAGUUGACAGAUGAGCAAGAGGAGUCAUUGGGGUCAAUAAAGGAAAGUUCAAUGUCUCAAUCCGUUCGAGAAUCAGAUAGUUCAGAGAAAGACCAAGAAACUGCAGCAUUCUUGAUUGACGAUGAGCAAGAGGAGACAUUGGGGUCGAUAAAGGAAAGUUCAAUGCCUCAAUCUGUUCAAGGAUCAGAUAGUUCAGAGAAAGACCAAGAAACUGCAGCAUUCUUGAUCGACUUGUUUUGCCAGUGUACUCAGGAGAAACCGAGCGACCGACCAACAGCUGAAGAACUCCACAAAAUUCUGCUUGAGCACGCAGCCAAAGUUAAAUCUUUACAAAAGCUAGCUUCAUGAAAUCAACACCCUCAUCCACCCCAUAACCAUAUCAGAAUUUUUGAAGCCGCCCUACUGGAUGCUUGUAGGGCCUUUGUCCCAAGAAUGAGUUAGUCUCACAGGUUGAUUUAGGAUACAGUGGCCAAGUAGUCAGGUAAGAUAGAAUAAUUUAAUCGUAAUGUAAUUGAAAUCCACAAAGUUUUUAGGCAGAUUUACCCCAUUCACAGGACAAUGCCCGAUUAGACAGGAGAAUCAAUUGUGAUGCGAUGCAGUUGUGUUGAGAGAAAAUUGAGGCCGUUCUAGAGAAAUUGGGAUCCUCAUUUGAUGCUGUACCUCAUCAUUUGCUUCAAUAUAGUUUUAUAUUAUCAAUUAUUUUACCCA
Momordica charantia (bitter melon) is the source of this 4165-nucleotide messenger RNA. RefSeq names its product Leucine-rich repeat protein kinase family protein. The record is from RefSeq and is a predicted model, not a curated record. NCBI's taxonomy places the organism in Eukaryota, Viridiplantae, Streptophyta, Magnoliopsida, Cucurbitales, Cucurbitaceae. Gene Ontology annotation, molecular function: protein binding; protein serine/threonine kinase activity; ATP binding. Gene Ontology annotation, biological process: protein phosphorylation.